Molecule: messenger RNA, 639 nt
Organism: Aaosphaeria arxii CBS 175.79
Lineage: Eukaryota; Fungi; Ascomycota; Dothideomycetes; Pleosporales
Exons: 1
Coding region: 1-639 (212 amino acids)
Source: RefSeq, a predicted model, not a curated record
AUGGCACCAAUCAGCCUAAUUUUUUCUCGCGAUGAGAAACCCAAGGAGAACUCGUGGAGUACUGCCGCAAUUGUCUCCUUGUCGAUUUUCACGUUCAUCACUGUAUCGACCAUCGUUACCAUCACUGCCUACUAUCUCCACCGACGGGCCCAACAUAAAAAGCUUCCGCCAGAGAUGAGACCUGUUUCCUACCAUCCCUUCCGCACCCAAUCCUCAGACAAGGCUGCCCUGUUGCAGAACGGUGCUCCGUCUCCCGAGGAAGACAAGACAAGCAUGUUCAGUCGAGACCGUGGUUCAAGUCUAUCACUCUAUGUCGAUACCCAGCACCAGGACAGGCGCGCCAGUAUGGAAACGAUCAACCUCAUCCCACUCCACGUCACUCCUGCCGAAGAAGCUCGCGACCCAUUGUCUCAAAAUGAUAGUAAUGGAAGUGGCGUCAGUGGAAGCAGCCGCUCUAGCAGGAGAACGAGCGAUACACUCGGAGUGAGCACCAUCUCUGUUCCUGAGGGCGCCGCGAGCGUAGGAGGCAGGCCCACGAGACCUAGGAGCACGAGUUCUACGAGCCAAAGAUAUUACGAAGUCACCACCACGAAUCCCUCUCCACAAGUACCUAAGAUCGUACAUACUCCCUCCGAAUGA